UUCGAAGCUUACAUCACAAAAUAAUAAUUCAAAACCAAUGAAGGAACCUCAAUCUACACCACCAUGCAAAUCAAGUUAUAUUUCAAAACCGGUAGUUGGACCGCAACCUACGGCACCAGAAAAACUAAAUGAGAGUCCUAAUCUGGUAAUAGAACCACACCCAACAGUGCCAUGCAAAUCAAUCAAUUAUAUAAAACCAAAUCCAAUAGGACCUCAACCUGUACCACUAUAUGAUAAUACGAAACCGAUGAAGGAACCUCAAUCUACACCACCAUGCAAAUCAACUUAUAUUUCAAAACCGGUAGUUGGACCGCAACCUACGGCACCUGAAAAACCAAAUGAGAGUCCUAAUCUGGUAAUAGAACCACACCCAACAGUGCCAUGCAAAUCAAUCAAUUAUAUAAAACCAAAUCCAAUAGGACCUCAACCGGUACCACUAUAUGAUAAUACGAAACCGAUGAAGGAACCUCAAUCUACACCACCAUGCAAAUCAACUUAUAAUCAAAAACCAGUAGUUGGAACGCAACCUACACUACCGAUUGAUAUACUGAAACCAAUUAAAGAACCACAAUCAACACCACCUUGUAAACCACCUAAUUAUCCAAAACCAGUAAAUGGACUGCAACCUGCACCUAAGAGAAAACUAAUAGCAAUGGAACCACCACCUUCGCCACCAUGCAAAACAAUUAAUAAUCAAAAACCACAAUCUACAUCACGAGGUAGACCAAUAAAUAAACCGAAGACAGACCAAUCUAUGAAUUUUUUUCAACCGAUAAUAAAAUUAGAAGAAUCUUACUCUUCGUUGCCUUUCCGGUUGUUGUCUCAUGCUGUACAUGGAAUAUGAUUGUUACGAUAAUGUUAGAUAAAUAUUGCAGCAAAUAAAAAAUGUAAAAAAAAU
Molecule: messenger RNA, 898 nt
Organism: Chilo suppressalis (striped riceborer)
Lineage: Eukaryota; Metazoa; Arthropoda; Insecta; Lepidoptera; Crambidae
Source: the annotation of a GenBank genome assembly